AUGACUGUCAGUAGCUACUCUGGGUCCUCUUCAUGGCAGAGAAAAGAGAAAAUUACAGGAGCUGCCCAAAAAUUGGUUCUGGGGACAAAUGAGCUAACCACCCAGAUGCAGGCUGAUAUUGAUGCAGCCUUCACCUUGGCUCAACCCAACUGGAAUUAUAACUCUGCUGAAGCUGCUCCAGACAUCCAUUGCAAGCUUCAGUUCUUAGAUGGCUUUAUGGGAAAUCAACUGACUGAAUUAGUUGCUAUAGCUGAGGAGAUUUGCAACAACUGGAAGAUCCCAAAGGGCAGACAGACCAGAGGACUGGAGAAGGUGCUGUCCACUGUUACCAGAAGUAGCUGUCCCAAUGAGAGAACUGAGAAAGUCUGGAAAAGUCAGUUCCCGGAAAGACCACAGCCCAAGGGCAGCCGAUCAGAAGCUGCCUCAUCUUCUGGCCUGAGGGGAAAAGAAAUAGUACCUGCUCCCCUUAAAACCCUGAAAUUCUCCUCUGCUUUUCUGAGAAAACAACCUUGGCAGGCAUGUACUGGUAUUGAAAACAUCGAUGAAGCUAUUACACUGCUUGAGCAAAAUAACUGGGACUUGGUGGCAGCUAUCAAUGGUGUAAUACCCCAGGAAAAUGGCAUUCUACAAAGUGACUUUGGAGGUGAGACCAUGCCAGGACCCACAUUUGACCCAGCAAGUCCACCUGCUCCAGCUCCAGCUCCCUCUUCUUCCGCGUUCCGACCUGUAAUGCCAUCCAGGCAGAUCGUAGAAAGGCAGCCGCGCAUGCUCGACUUCAGAGUUGAAUACAGGGACAGGAAUGUUGAUGUGGUACUUGAAGACAGCUGUACUGUUGGAGAGAUUAAACAGAUUCUAGAAAAUGAACUUCAGAUACCUGUGCCUAAAAUGCUGUUGAAAGGCUGGAAGACUGGAGAUGUGGAAGACAGUACGGUCUUAAAAUCACUACACUUGCCAAAAAACAACAGUCUUUAUGUCCUUACACCAGACUUACCACCACCUUCAUCAUCCAGUCAUGCUGGUGCCCUGCAGGAAUCAUUAAAUCAAAACUUCAUGCUGAUCAUCACCCACCGAGAGGUCCAGCGGGAGUACAACCUGAACUUCUCAGGAAGCAGUACCGUUCAAGAGGUAAAGAGAAAUGUGUAUGAUCUGACAAGCAUACCUGUUCGACAUCAGUUAUGGGAAGGCUGGCCAGCUUCUGCCACUGAUGAUUCAAUGUGUCUUGCUGAAUCAGGGCUCUCUUAUCCCUGCCAUCGACUCACUGUGGGACGAAGAACUUCACCUGUACAGACCCGUGAGCAAUCAGAAGAGCAAAGCACGGAUGUUCAUAUGGUUAGUGAUAGUGAUGGAGAUGACUUUGAAGAUGCUUCAGAAUUUGGAGUGGAUGACGGAGAAGUAUUUGGCAUGGCAUCAUCUACCAUGAGAAAAUCUCCAAUGAUGCCAGAAAACGCAGAAAAUGAAGGAGAUGCCUUAUUACAAUUUACAGCAGAGUUUUCUUCAAGAUAUGGUGACUGCCAUCCUGUAUUUUUUAUUGGCUCAUUAGAAGCUGCUUUCCAAGAGGCCUUCUAUGUGAAAGCCCGAGACAGAAAGCUUCUUGCUAUCUACCUCCACCAUGAUGAAAGUGUACUAACCAACGUGUUCUGCUCACAAAUGCUUUGUGCUGAAUCCAUUGUUUCUUAUCUGAGUCAAAAUUUUAUAACCUGGGCUUGGGAUCUGACAAAGGACGCCAACCGAGCAAGAUUUCUGACAAUGUGCAAUAGACACUUUGGCAGCGUUAUUGCACAAACCAUUCGGACUCAAAAGACAGAUCAGUUUCCACUUUUCCUGAUUAUCAUGGGAAAGCGAUCAUCUAAUGAAGUGCUAAAUGUGAUACAAGGUAAUACAACAGUGGAUGAGUUAAUGAUGAGACUCAUGGCUGCCAUGGAGAUUUUCUCAGCUCAACAACAGGAAGACAUAAAAGAUGAGGAUGAACGUGAAGCCAGAGAAAAUGUGAAGAGAGAGCAAGAUGAGGCUUAUCGCCUUUCCCUUGAAGCUGACAGGGCAAAGAGAGAAGCUCAUGAGAGAGAGAUGGCAGAACAGUUUCGUUUGGAGCAGAUUCGCAAAGAGCAAGAAGAGGAACGCGAGGCCAUCAGACUCUCCUUAGAACAAGCCCUGCCUCCAGAGCCAGAGGAGGAAAAUGCGGAGCCUGUUAGCAAGCUUCGGAUUCGAACCCCCAGUGGCGAGUUCCUGGAACGCCGUUUCCUGGCCAGCAAUAAGCUCCAGAUUGUCUUUGAUUUUGUGGCUUCCAAGGGAUUUCCAUGGGAUGAGUUCAAGUUACUGAGCACCUUUCCUAGGAGAGACGUAACUCAGCUAGACCCCAAUAAGUCAUUAUUGGAGGUAAACUUGUUCCCUCAAGAAACCCUUUUCCUUCAAGCAAAAGAGUAAACAUGACUGAGAGGUGGAAGCAGCCACUC
Rattus rattus (black rat) is the source of this 2450-nucleotide messenger RNA. RefSeq names its product Fas associated factor 1 (gene Faf1). Gene Ontology annotation, biological process: viral process. The transcript is spliced from 22 exons. NCBI's taxonomy places the organism in Eukaryota, Metazoa, Chordata, Mammalia, Rodentia, Muridae. Bases 1 to 2421 code for a protein of 806 amino acids. Gene Ontology annotation, cellular component: nucleus; endoplasmic reticulum. The record is from RefSeq and is a predicted model, not a curated record. Gene Ontology annotation, molecular function: ubiquitin binding; NF-kappaB binding.